This is a messenger RNA of Quercus lobata, 717 nucleotides long. Its product is annotated as putative pentatricopeptide repeat-containing protein At1g12700, mitochondrial. The transcript is spliced from 2 exons. Gene Ontology annotation, molecular function: protein binding. The record is from RefSeq and is a predicted model, not a curated record. NCBI's taxonomy places the organism in Eukaryota, Viridiplantae, Streptophyta, Magnoliopsida, Fagales, Fagaceae. Bases 1 to 717 code for a protein of 238 amino acids.
AUGGGUACGCUGCUUCGUACUUCCCACUCUUCUUUUCGUUCUUAUUGUUAUUCUACUCUUAUUGCUACUGCUGCUGCUACUACUAGUAUUGCUAGUGCUAAAAAAAACCCGAAUCACAAUCUGAAUCAAAAUCAAUUCUUGAAAUCUGUUAGAGAUCAAUGCAAAUCUAGAAGCUUUAGGAAUGUUGAUCAUGCCUUAGACCUGUUUGAUACAAUGCUUCACAUGUGCCCUUUGCCUUCCAUUAACAAUUUUAAUCACAUGUUGAGUGUCAUUGCAAGAUUGAAGCAUUACCCAGUAGUCAUUUAUCAAAUUAAACAAAUCAAAUCAUUUGGUAUCUCUCCUAAUGUUUAUACUCUUAAUAUUUUGGCUAACUGCUUCUGCCAUUUGGACCGAGUAGAUUUUGUGUUUUUUGUCUUGGCAACAAUUUUGAAACUUGGUUAUCACCCAAACUCUGUUACUCUAAACACCCUUGUCAAGGGGCUCUAUCUUCAAGGUAACAUUGCUCGAGCUGUGAAGUUGGUAGAAGAUAUGGAGCAGAAAGGGUAUCAACCUAAUGCAUUUACUUGUGGAACGAUACUAAAUGCUUUGUGUAAGAUUGGUAAGACUGAUAUGGCUAUGAGGUUGCUUAAGAAGAUGGAAAAAGGGAAUUUUGAGCUUGAUAGUUUAUGUAAGGAUAGAUUGGCAUUCAGCCGGACCUUACCACUUACAAUUCCUUGA